AUGACUAACCCUUUGACAGCUCUCUUAAAUUGGUGUAUAUACACAGGUCGCUGGCAAAUGGCAUCUCCGUCGAGCACCGGCAACUCCGCCGUCUCCGUGGUGGUCGCAGCACCGACGACACCGGGGGCCGGGGCGCCGUGCGCUGCGUGCAAGUUCCUGCGGCGCAAGUGCCUCCCUGGUUGCGUGUUCGCGCCCUACUUCCCGCCGGAGGAGCCGCAGAAGUUCGCCAACGUGCACAAGGUGUUCGGCGCCAGCAACGUGACCAAGCUGCUCAACGAGCUGCCGCCGCACCAGCGGGAGGACGCCGUUAGCUCGCUGGCCUACGAGGCGGAGGCGCGGGUCAAGGACCCCGUCUACGGCUGCGUCGGCGCCAUCUCCGUGCUCCAGCGCCAGGUCCACCGCCUCCAGAAGGAGCUCGACGCCGCGCACACCGAGCUCCUCCGCUACGCCUGCGGCGAGCUCGGUGGCAUCCCCACCGCGCUUCCCGUCGUCACGGCCAGCAUCCCCACCGGCAGGCUCUCAUCCGCCGCAAUGCCGUGCCCCGGGCAGCUCGGCGGCGGCAUGUACAGCGGCGGAAGUGGCGGUGGCUUCCGGAGGCUCGGGCUUGUGGACGCGAUAGUGCCACAGCCACCUCUUUCCGCCGGUUGCUACUACAAUAUGCGGAGCAGCAACAACGCUGGAGGCAGCGUCGCCGCUGAGGUGGCGCCCGUGCAGAUCCCUUACGCCUCCAUGGCGAAUUGGGCUGUGAACGCCAUUAGCACCACCACCACCACCUCAGGAUCAGAGAGCAUUGUGAUGGAUCACAAGGAAGGAGGCGACAGCAGCAUGUGA
Molecule: messenger RNA, 831 nt
Organism: Triticum turgidum subsp. durum (durum wheat)
Lineage: Eukaryota; Viridiplantae; Streptophyta; Magnoliopsida; Poales; Poaceae
Source: the annotation of a GenBank genome assembly